Messenger RNA from Spodoptera frugiperda (fall armyworm), 6997 nucleotides. RefSeq lists its product as uncharacterized. Lineage: Eukaryota; Metazoa; Arthropoda; Insecta; Lepidoptera; Noctuidae. The coding region runs from base 334 to 6813 and encodes 2159 amino acids. The transcript has 10 exons. The record is from RefSeq and is a predicted model, not a curated record.
AGUGUCAAUCAUUGUCUAAAUGUCGGUAAUAAUUUUAAUAUAAUAUAUUUAACAUUUAAAAACACCUGAUGCAUAUUAACAAAAUAACCAUUUAUGACUUCUAAAGACAACAGCUUAUUAUUCGAAAUGUUUUUGUUCCGGAUUAUCUAAGAUUAAAUAAAUUAAUUUGAAAAAAAAAACAGAUCAACAUUGAGUUAUGAUUACCCGGUGCAUUUCAGGAAAAAAUAUCAUAAUUUGUAUUAUGAUAAUUAUAAAUACUUUAUAGAAUCUUGAAUAUGUAAUGUUAAAAGAUCGAAAUUAUUAGUCAGACUCGUGUACGUAUUUAUUAUAAAAAUGUUGGGAGCGCACAGCACGAAUUUAUAUGACCAGAAAAAUAAAAAAAUUUUUUCUUACGAACAAGAGGAGUCAGGUAGCGAGCACUUUAGAGACUUAAGCUUUACUGUUAAUAAGAAAAAAUACAAACAAAUAAAAACUAAUCCAAGUGUAAUUUAUCGUUCAUCAAGAUCAUACAAGUUCAAGAAACAAAAAAUUAAGCGACGAUUUUCCAACCUGCUUAUAACAAACAAUUGUAAAUAUCCUGAUAUAAGUGGCCAUGCUGUGAAGAAGCAAAAUAGAUACAAAACCAGUAUUUUUCUAUCAAAGUAUGUGGUUAAUAUGGUGUUUGAGCGCCCAUUCCACGCGGCUCCAGGCCCUAUCAACCGUCCUCAUCAAAACACGUGCAAUAUUUACGGAUGCCAAGAGGUGGGCUCUGAUGACACAUGCUGUUAUACUUGUGAUUCUGACGACAUAUUUGAAGUAAUGAAAGACUUGUAUAAUUGUUACAAAAAGACAAAUUGCGUUAAUUGUAAAUGUUUACUUUGUGGAAAUAAACCGUUGCAAGGAAGAAUGAGAACGAAAAAUGAAAGACUAUCUGAAAAAAUCGCAGCGUUACUGAUACCGCCAAAAAGAAAAUGUGAUGCCAAAAGAAAAAGUAUAGAACCAUCUAAGCCUGGUGUUCCUGUUCAAAAAACUAAAAGGCAAUCAAAAAUAAAAUUAACUGUUAAGGCUCAGAGCGACUUAGGUUUACCUGUUGAAUCUACAGAAAAGGCCAAACCACCGUUGAGUCAAAUUACUCCGCCAAAAGAAAUAAUUCAGAAAAAUGAAUCCAAAACUAAACUGGCAGAAGAUUUAACACCGACACAAAGAAAGAAUUUAAAACACAAAGAAAAACUUUUAGGAAGCCUAGUUAAGAACGGCUUACCUUUACCUGUAGGUAGAACACCGUCUGAAAGAAAAUUUAUUGACACAGUUCGACUACAUUUAGGUCUUCCACAAGAAAACGAAACCUCACGUGAGUUAGAAAGGAAACCUCCUUUGGAAGCUAGUACAUUAACGCUAUUUGAAGGAAAACCACUAAUGAAGUGUACGAAAGAUCAGGCAAGCGAUCCAAUUCCAGAAAAUUUAGUUUUAAUAAAAAAGGACCAAUUAAACAAAAUGGUAAACCAUUCAGUGUCAAAACAUAAAUUAAUUAUGGAAAAAGUUAAACAUAGGAAAUCAUCUGGAUUAUUAACACCAUUAAAAGGCAAAACUCUUGAACAGAAAGAAAAAAUAUUGAUAGACUUAGUUAAAGCCGGUCUUCCGUUACCAGAACCUAAAACAGCGUCCGAAAAAUAUUUAGUUGACCGAAUUCAAAAUAAAAUAGGAAUGGUUCCUCAACGAAAUAUGUCAUCAGUGAGUAUAGCUCUAGAAAACAUGACUCCAACAGAAAAAGAAAUAAUAUUGAAACGAUUGAAAGAUGUAGGAUUAUCCCUCCCAGAACCGACACCAACAACCGAAACAAAAUCAGAAGAUGAAAACAUAUUUAAAGCAUUAGAAGGAUUAUCAAAAGCUGAGAAAUAUAAAAUAAUGAAAAGUUUAGGUGAAGAUGGAAUGGUCCUACCAGACGGUAAUACGAUUUCCGAAAAGUCCUUGAUUCGCAACGUGAAGGCAGAAUUAGGAAUAGCUCCAGUAAAGAAGCGUAAAGUUCAUAACUCAGUUAUCAUAAAGGCAAGAACUGAAGGUCUUUUCGCACCAAUAACUGAUAAACCACAAGAAGAGAAAGAAAGAAUAAUAAGAGGCCUCGCUGAAGCUGAAUUACCUGUACCUACAGGUAAAACAGCAUCUGAAAAAGAUUUAAUUAAGAGAAUUAAGGAUGAUGUCCGUCGGUUAAGUGAUGCAAAGCGUUACAAAACGGGUGAUAUGGAGAAAUUGUCAAAAAAAUAUGAAGAAAUGAAGAAACCACGGACGGGUGUAACUCAAAAUUAUCAAGCCGUUAUCAAGGCAAAAACUUGUGAACGUGCCUGCGGUUCUAACAAAAAAAAUAUCAAUUUAAAAGACCACACUAAGUUUAAAGUGGCCUUUUCAGAUGUACCGGUUUUCUAUGAUCGUCCUGCAGAAUGCAUAACAGGCGGUAAAAGAGGGUAUUUGGUUGAUAAUAAAGGAAUCCAUAUUAUUGUUAGCAGUGCCAAAGGUGCUCCAUCGAUUUCGAGAGAAUACGUCAAUCAGAUAAUGCAGGAUCGAUUGGCUUGUAAAGCUCACAGAAAGAAUAUAGACAGAGUCUAUUCAAAGUAUUUUAAAAUUUCCAAAAACAUUCGCUGUACUGAAAACUAUUCCCGUAAUCUUUGUGCGAAUAGAAGUAAAAUUCAGUGUUUGAAAAGUAGUAAAAGAUCGAGUGACAGGCGUACAAAAAAAUGCGUUGGUCCAAAAGCAAAUAUGAAGCGUCUUCAAAAUAUAGAACAGAUUUGCAGAAAUGUUAGAAACUUGAAAUCUAAAUCAACAGCAGACAGUUCUGUGUCGAUUUUAGUGUUAAAUAGUGAGGCUUCCUUAAGUUUUGACACAAGUAGCAGUAACAGUUCGGAUACGAGUGUGACGUCAGAUUUGAGCAGUGACAUCACUGCUCAUUCAAAGCAUUGUUCCGCCACGCCAUCCUACGAAGAACUUUUGAACAUUAGUACAGUAGAUGGAGCAACAAGUGAAGAGUUGAUCGACCAAGCUGUCAUUAUUGACGAUCGUAAGAAAAAAAUGAGCUCUCGAACAAUAAAUCCGCAGCUGGAAUAUGCUGUAUUUCGAUUGACGGAAGAAAGAAAUAAUUUUGUAACUAAAUUUCCUUCAAGGAGAAGGCAAAAUAUAGUUACAGGAAAUAUUGUUCUUUUCAACCGUUUUUCAAGAAAAUUCGAUUUAUCGAAGCUAUUAGACAAAAUACUUGCAAGGAAACGUUUCACCGACGCGUCCUCACUAUUCGUAGUGGUACCGACAUCUGAUGAAGAGGAAGAACCUACCAAAGUUAUCAAGUCCACUAGCAUUUGUUCAGUUGACACACCAGUCGUAGCGAAUUCUGACACGAUGACGGCGAUCUCCUCCGUGCACGGGCCCCAGGAGGUGUGUGGACAUGGAAAGAAGUUUUACAUGCAAGAAGUAUUGUCGGCAACAAGAGAUACAGAAAAAGCAGUACAGAAAGAUUCUUUACGUGUUUUAAAAUACGUCAACAUGGAUACUAGAAAUAAAUAUUGUCAAUUUGUGACAACUGAUGGUACUCGUGGAAGGUAUGUAGCGAGUGUGCAAGGCAUGGCGGUGGACACCACCCUGGACAGACCGUGCUGCUGCCUCCCCAAGAUCUCCUCCACCACUUACGUUAUAGAAAGUGCCACCUCAAAGAAUUGUUACGUCGGCAAUGUAUCAAGACAAGUCACGCCACUGUUAUUGAAAGAUAAAAGACCCAAAUGGUGUCGAUUCCCUAAGACUGGUCGUAAGCAUAGUGCGCCCAAGCCACAUCCUCCGAUACUUGUGCCUUGCAUUACGAACCACUCACGGUCCGCCACGAGCCAUUGGCGCAACCACAAAUAUCGUCCAAGAUCGUCAUCAGUUUCAAUAAAUGAAAGUCUAAAUAAAUACAAUUAUAUACCGGAGCCUUGUGAAUGUAAUACAGGUUUCGAUUUGGAAUCAUAUCAAACUGCAAAAGUAACUGUAGAUAGUAACAGUAAUUACAGCGGUAAUAUAGGUAGUGCGCACAGGAGAAGUUUCAUAAAUCGAGGUUCUAUUCGUAACACCAUUAAAACACCAAGUUCCAGCAGUAGUACCAGUGAUGAGAGAGACAGACGUCCAAGAUCUACGAAGCGGAAGCCAAGUGUUACCAUUAAAGAAGACAUAAAAAGCGGUAGUAAACAUAGCGGCUCUUCAAAGAAAUCUGAUAAAAAGAAAUCUGCAAAAAAUAAAUCUGAUACAAAGAAACCUGCAAAAAAAUCCAGCAGUACAAGCAACGCUAAGAAAAAAAGUAAUUUAAAACCAACACCAGCCAGUUGUUUGGCUAAGCGUAAAAUGAGGGAAGAGUGCUCGAGUUCCGAGGAAAGUACGAGUGCAGAGUCCUCAGAAGAGUCUGCAAAGUCGUGUGAGAGUCAAGACCCUCGUCAUACAGGAGAUGCGUGUUUCGGUACAGCCAGUCUAAGGGAAUUGACGAUGUGCCCACCGCCUGAAUGUGUGAAGUUAAAGAAACCCGUAGAAAAACGAAAAUGUGGUUGCAUUGUGGUAAAAGGCAAAAAAUGUGCCUGUGUAGAGCACUACAAUUAUUCAGGCCCACGGCCAGGACCGACAUCGUGGACAUGGACUAGGGGAAUGGUCACGGAUUUUAGAGGACCAGCAAUUAUAAACGCACGGAAAGUUUGUUCAUAUAAGAGAGUCUUAUGUGAUGAGAAAAUUGAGGACUGUGAUUGUCCUAAACAGGAAUGUGGGUCAGGCAAUAUCAGAACAGUUUGUCCCUGUGGUGAACACACCAAUGUCAUAUCAUAUCCCGACAAAGGGCCCAAACCGUCGACUAAAACCGUUGGCGCUGUGACAGAGCUGAUAGGUUCAGAUAUAUUCCGUCUCGAACUAAGGUUUUGUCCCGUCGAGCCGACAAUUAAUCCGAAGCAAAAAAAGAAGUGCAAAAUAGACAAAGGUUGCGUAUGCCGAGAUUUAACUGAAAAAGGUGCAGUACCAGACACACCGCCAUGUAGCGUGGAUUGUACACGCAUGCCGAAACCAGAACCGAAAAAAAAAUGUAUUCAUAAAAUGAAAAAUAUUGAUCCUUGUACGGCACUUGAACAACUACCCGACAAAGUUAAAAUCAGGAUCAUAAGGGAGGAUCCGAGAAAAAAUGUACGCUGUCAAACUGAACCCGCUCCGCUGGGACUUAUAUCAAAAUUGUUAAGCAUUGGUAAGAAAUCUAAUACGAAGAGGAAGGUUCAAUGUGUUGGUUCAAACGAAAGUGUAAUAGUGAUUUCAAGUCCAACAAAUAGCACUGUUCCAUGUGAAGCAGUUAGCCCUAGUCCAUGUGGAAAACCUAAAAAUGUUCCAUGUGGAAAAGCUAGCACUAUUGGACCACCACGUGGAAAAGCUAGCACUAUUGGACCACUAUGUGAAAAAGCUAGCACUAUUGGACCACCACGUGGAAAUGCUAACACUAUUGGACCACCAUGUGAAAAUGCUAACACUAUUGGACCACCAAGUGGAAAUGCUAACACUAUUGGAUUACCAUGUGGAAAAGCUAGCCCUAUUAGACUACCAUGUGGAAAAGAAGCAGUUGCAAAAGAUAGCGAAUGCUCUAUUUGUAAACAUACUAAGGUUAUUGUAAGGAAAAAUGUAAAAGUGUGUAAAUGCAAGCCGUUUUGUAAAUGUGUUACUUGCACAUCAAAAAAUCCGAGAAAGCCAAAAUACCACGAUGCGGAUUAUACUCGGCCAUGUGCAAUACCGAUGCAGAAAAAGCUGUGUGCAUGCGAACCAUUUUGUAGAUGCCUAGCAUGCACAUUGUUGCCAACUAUAGAGUGUCCAGAAGCUACUAAACGUAGAUCAGUUUGUGAAUGUAAAAAACUGGGUCCUCAGGCAAAGAGGCCUGUCUCGUGUAAAUGCAUACCGAACUGCGAUUGUGGCCUUAUACCAAAACCCCAAGUUAGUUGUGAAUGUAUAAGGAAACGUGUGUCAUGUCGAUGUCAUCGAUGCCUCUGUAAGAAAACUUCAAAAUCUAGUAAAAAAUCUGUAACGUUGCUUGAUCCGAAGGAUGGAGGUAUGUGUGGAUGUGAGCUCUCAUGCGCUUUAGAACCUGAGCCGGAACCGGAACCAGUACCGGAACCUGAACCAGAACCGGAGCCUGAACCGCCUCAGCUUGUUGAAUAUCCACUUGAAAUUUAUCCCGAUGGGCAAGUUUACGAAAUUGUCGGCCCUAGUUGUGCUUGGAUACAAGAUACCGAGGCACUUAUGAAAAUUAGAUCAGAGUUAACUUUGACAAGUUCAGGGUUCAAAGCAUUCAAAACCAGAAAAUUGCCACAGAAACCACCGCAACAGGAAUUUGAAUUGGAUUUUGCUCUAGCAAUCAGGUAUUUUGCUUAUAUGAAUCCGAAAAGAUUCCGGGAGUUGAUGUUACAGGAACGCUAUCGGAUCGCAAUGGAAGAAAAACAGAAGUUGGACUAUUUGGAGGAAAUGAAGGAGGAAAGAGAAUAUAUGAAGCUAGAGGCGGAAAAGCGGAGGCUUAGUGCAUUGAAGCGGAAAGAGGACGAUGCGAAAUACUGGGCAUAUAUUGAGGGUUUAGUAGGAGAAAAAGUUUAUAAAGUCAUAAAAUAUUUAAGAGACACAUUUGGAGGAGAGGAGGAACCGAUACCGGAACCGUAUGUAGAGGAUACGACUCCAAUAGAUCCAACACAGGUUACCUACACGGAUAUGGGGGCAGAAGCGGACCUAGAUCCAACGUAUUGGUAUCCUGAAGGAUUUAAGUUAACAAUUGGCAAUGGCGGUGCAACACCGGGUAAUCCGAAUCCUAGUUGCAGAUGAUUUCAUAGAGUCGCAUAUAACGUCACGUCUAACACUCUGGAGGAGCACUUUAAGUUUACAAAAUUAUUUAUUUUUCUACAGUUCAGUAUGUAGAUAUCGUCAUGGGUCUUACUUUUUUAUAGAAAUCAUGUUUAGUCCAUAUGUACUAGUAACUUCACUUUUAAAAUAAAAUGUGUUAAAAUGA